This is a messenger RNA of Lachancea meyersii CBS 8951, 1140 nucleotides long. The record is from the annotation of a GenBank genome assembly. Lineage: Eukaryota; Fungi; Ascomycota; Saccharomycetes; Saccharomycetales; Saccharomycetaceae.
AUGUAUUCUUGCUCUAAGCUUAGUUUCAAAAGACUGUCCAGCUCUUUGGCUUUUAAAAGAGCACCUUUUUAUGAGGUAUUUCCAAGCAAGAAACUUGUUAACAGACUGCUAUUCGAAAUGGACAGCAAGUUGACAUUCUCAAAACUGUACCCGGUUUACGAAUCUGUGUAUAACUCUCUAGAUGUUGGACAUACUGAGAGAUGUUUUCCUGUGUCUUUCAAAGGAGAGGACGUUAUGAUGAUGAAAAAAGUGCUUGAGAAACUGCGACAUCGCACCAAAAGCGUCAACAGAAAUUUGAGAGACUUGGAGAAUGAACUUCUGGAAAACGCAGCAGAAUUGGGCGACAAUGACGCAAUUUCAGUCCUUUCCUUUAAUGUGAUCACAAACUCGGACAAAAAUACACCAGAAGACGUCUCUCACGCUCAGAAGCUUAUAAAAAGCUUGUACCAGAUGCAUCAUCCGCUUACGAUCAAACUCACGGCCGAUUUUGCUUUUGCUAGCGAAGACUUUUCGAAUGCUGAAAAGUAUUAUAAGCUGUUUUUGGAUUCUGAAAAGGAUACGUACAGAGCUGGAGAAGUUAACGGACAACUGGGUAAGAUAAGCUUUAAGAAGCCAGAUCUUAAAGAGGCAGAAAAGUACUUUCUGGAGAGCAUUCGACUAUGUCCGUUGGAGCAAGUUGUGCAAUCUUAUUAUCAUCUGGCACAACUAUACAUGGACUCGGAACCUGUAAAAGCAAGAUGCUUGAUGGAAAGCGCGGCAAGCGAGGGUUUCAAAGAGUCUUUCCAAUUAUUGGGAUUUCUAGAAAUGAAUUAUUUCCAGAACUUGCAAAAAGCGCUCCAAUGGUUCAAAUUGGGCAUGGAGCUAUUCGAUUUUGAGUGUUUCAUAGGCUAUUUCGAUUGUUGCAUGAAGCUGAAGUCGUUCCAAAAGGCCAAAAACUGCUUGAAAAGCAUGCAAAAGUUAUCAGAAACUAACGAGGUAUCAAAGGAAUCCUUUCAGAUAUUCGUGAACUCCCGUCACGACCAGAUUAAUUCAUUAGCAUUAUAUUCCAAAAAUGUCGUCGCUGAUACCAGCUUGUUUUUGCAUGCCGAUCGGACUACCACGGACUCGCCCAUAGAGAAGGAAAGUAGAUGGAACUUGUAA